AUGAACCACGACGAUGAUUUAACAGCGUCCCAUUGGGAUGAUGUGUUCACUCCAAGCAACAAUUAUGGUAGUUCUUCAUUUGCUGCUCCAGAUUAUAAUGGAUUCAGUGAUUUGAAUAUCAAUAAACAACCAGAAAGUGAUAAUGAUGAAGAUGAAAAUGAAAUUGAUGAUAAAAAUGACGACCAACAUUCUAGUGAAAACAACGAUCAAUUAGAAGAACAAGAUACAUAUGAAGCUAAUUCAUAUAAUCCUACUGUGAGUGCUUAUGAUGCUGCCAAAUCGGAAAUGGAUCAAAUGUAUGAACUUCGUAAGGAAGCCAAAAAUGAACAAAAAUCACAAUUAAUGAACGAAUUAACUAAAGAUGACAAUUUCGAUUUGGAGAAUUCAAUCGUUUCUCCAAAGAUUGAACCACAAGAUUCCCUUUUCCUUGACAAUGGUAGCCCGAUCAAAUCUGAAAAGAUUGAUACCAAUGAUAAGAAAAAGGGUAAAAAAUUCAAAAGACCUAGAAAGUUUUCAUCCCAAAGAAAUAUUCAACAUUUAUCUAACGUUGGGCCAUUAGGGUUGAAUAAGCUGACAGAUAAUUUAAGUAUCAAAUCGAAUAAUGCUAAAGAUGAUUUAUUGAAAGAAUCUGAAGCACCUUUGUAUGACAUUAAACCAGAAGCAGAAGAAACUAGUACUACAAAAGUUGAAUUACCAAAAUUACCUAGUGAAAAACUGAUCAAUAAUCUAGAUAUAUCUGUAAGUGAUCCAAUGAAAGUUGGAGAUAUCACCAAUGCUCAUAUCAUUUACACCAUAACUACUAAGCCUAAACAAGCAAAUGACAAAUUUCCAAAUGAGGUGUCUAUUACUAGACGUUAUAAAGAUUUCAGAUGGAUUUAUCAUCAAUUACAAAGCAAUCAUUUAGGUAGAAUCAUUCCACCACCUCCACUGAAACAAACAUAUAUCGGUAGAUUUAAUGAAAGUUUCAUUGAAAAUAGAAGAUUAUCAUUAGAAAAGAUGUUGAAUAAAAUUGCUUCCAUAGAUUAUUUGAGUAGUGAUGAGGAUUUCAUAAUGUUUUUAACAAGUGAAGACUUUGCUAAUGAAGCUAAAGAAAGAGAAAGAAUAAGUGGCAGUGGAGCUUCAACUCAAAAUAACGAUAGUUUGGAUAAUGAUAAAUUCUUAGAUACUACGGUGGAUACUUCUAGUAGUAAUGGUUUCAUGUCAUCUAUAUUUUCCAUGUCCACAAAAAUUGAUGAACCUGAUGAAUAUUUUGAAAAUAAAAGACAUUAUAUUGAAACUUUGGAAACUAAUCUCAAGAAUUUUUAUAAAUCAAUAGAACUUAUUAUAAACCAAAGAGUUGAUAUUGUGAAUAUAAUGGAACAAAUCAUUAUAACAAUCGAAGAAUUGAGUGAUUUGGAAAUAAGUAAAAAGACCUCCAAUCUUUUAGCUGCAUUCAAUGAUAUUCAAAUUAAAUUGAAGGAAAAUUUGGACAGAAUCAAUUUACAACAUCAUUUGACUUUGGGUUUCACAAUUGAAGAAUAUUUAAGAAUCAUUGGUUCCAUCAAAUAUAUCUUUGACCAAAGGUUGAAGAUCUAUCAAACAUAUCAAAAUUAUCUUCUUGACUUGAAUAAAAAGAAAUCAUCAUUAAGUAAAUAUAAACUGAGAAAUGCUGUUGACAAGAUCGAGACCUUGAACUUUGAAAUUGAUAAAUUAUCAACCAGAACCAGUAACUUUGAAAAUAAAUUCAAUCUUAUAAGUGAAACCAUUAAACAUGAGCUAGAAACUUUUGAAUUUGAAAAAAUCGAUGAUUUCAGAAAUUCAGUGGAAAUUUUCAUUGAAUCUUCAAUUGAAUCACAAAAGGAGAGCAUUGAGUUGUGGGAAACAUUCUACGAAAGACAGGAGUUAUCAAAAUACUAA
Molecule: messenger RNA, 1896 nt
Organism: Yamadazyma jaroonii
Lineage: Eukaryota; Fungi; Ascomycota; Pichiomycetes; Serinales; Debaryomycetaceae
Source: the annotation of a GenBank genome assembly